AACAAAGAUGUUAUUAGUAAAUAUUUUUAGAAGGUCUGGAAAAUGUUUAUACUGGUAAUUCAUAACAAAAUAUUUGAAGAUGAUACAUGUAUCUUAUUGUAGAUCAUUACAGAGAAAACAGAAGUUCAGAAUAAAUCUAUGCAAGAAGCUGAAGCUAGAAAAUCAGAAGAAGAUUCAAAUUGCACAAUGACUGACAAUGAAAUCAAUAAAGGUUCAGAAGGAUUUUCAAAAUCAAAAGAAGCCUUCAGUCAGACAAAAAGGUCAUGGAAUAAAAGAAGUAAAUCUAGCCAAACCAAAUCUAAAACAUCUACCAAAGGGACUCAAAUAAAUAUGUAUCCUGCCAGAAGAAGUGUGGGUAUACAGUGCAAUAUAAACGAUAAUGAACAAUCUAUGAGUGAUCAAUUCCUAAGAUACGAGGAUGACAUGCCAACAGAAUCCUCCGACCUGGAAAUUUCUUCUGAUUCUGAAUAUCAAGAACAUCCUGAAAGUGAUGAUUCCAUGGAGUAUUCCUCCGAGGAAAAUGAAAAACCAAAUGCAAGAGAAGAGAAGAAAUUCAUUGUGUUUCAAUCCCAACUGAUGAAGUUAUUUCAUACCUGUUCCAAAUGCAAGUCUCCAGUUGUGGGGAAGAUAAAACAAAUAAAAGGAUCAUUCAUUUCAGUUGAAGUGGAAUGUAUUCUUUGUAAUUUAAAAUCAACAUGGAAUAGUCAACCCUAUAUUGGAGAGGUACCUGCAGGAUAUCUUCUGAUAUCAACAUCAAUUGUACUAUCAGGGUCCAUUCCAAGUAAAGCUCUCAGAAUGUUUGAAUUCAUGAAUGUUCAAGCUCCAAAACUGUCAACAUUUUACAAUCAUCAAAAGUGCUAUAUACAUCCUGGAAUUUUUCAUAUUUGGAAGAAUUUCACAAAUUCUUAUGUAGAAUAUGUGAAGCAACAAGGAAAUCCACUGGCUCUGGGUGGAGAUGGCCGAGCUGACAGCCCUGGACACUCUGCAAAAUAUGGGGCUUAUUCAGUGAUAGAUCUAGAUGAGGGGCUAAUUGUGCACAUAGAGCUUGUUCAGUCAAAUGAAGUCAAAAGUAGUUCCCACAUGGAAUUAGAAGGUUUGAUUAGAACAAUGGCUUAUUUUUGUGAUAUGGAGGUAGAAAUAGGCACAUUAGUAACUGAUCGGCAUGUCCAAGUCAACAAGUGGGUUCGUUUUCGGUAUUUGAUGCCAUGA
Messenger RNA from Saccostrea cuccullata (small rock oyster), 1209 nucleotides. RefSeq lists its product as uncharacterized. Lineage: Eukaryota; Metazoa; Mollusca; Bivalvia; Ostreida; Ostreidae. The record is from RefSeq and is a predicted model, not a curated record. The coding region runs from base 139 to 1209 and encodes 356 amino acids. The transcript has 5 exons.